Klebsormidium nitens is the source of this 1035-nucleotide messenger RNA. NCBI's taxonomy places the organism in Eukaryota, Viridiplantae, Streptophyta, Klebsormidiophyceae, Klebsormidiales, Klebsormidiaceae. The record is from the annotation of a GenBank genome assembly.
GGAAGAGGGCGGAAGUCCGAAGAAGGGGGACGCUCAAGGCUCAAGCAGCUGCAGGAAAGGAAGGGAGGAGGAAGGGAGAGCCUCUUCGGUUUGACUGGCCCCAACAGCUUUUGCAAGAUUGACAACUCCUCCCGGUCCCUAAUUUGAGGCUUCGAACUGCUUCACUGCUGGACGGUAUGACGUAUGAGAAGCGAUAAGGGGCCGAUAGCAGAUUAAUCAGCUUGUGAAAGUAGGUAGCAAGUACAGCUGCCAAGUUCUGCAAAGCCGUGCAAGCUAAAGCCGCCGUAUAGGUCCGCUGAACGGCCAGCAAAUUGGCAUCGAGGAGCUUGUGCAUCCGUUAAGCCAAACCAUCUUAGACCAUGGUAGAUAGUGCUGACCGUCCGCAGGAGGGGCAGGAGAGCUGGGAGGGGAAGUUUUAUGCAGCAAAGGAGCACUUUCACACUUAUCCAUACGUGUGGUAUUCAUACAUCACUGUUUUUGGCAGCCUAUCUGCGGCGCUCGCUUUCUCUUAUGGCCGGAUGCGGGGGUCAGAAAACCGGUUGCGUGAAGUUCAGGCCCGGAUGAAAUUGCUUAGAAUGCAGAGAGAGGGCGCCACAGCAUCGAGAGGUGCAAACCCUUCCGAGCAAAAGCCUCUAUGACAGCAACUGCCUACUGUUUACCGCUAAGGAGCUUCGAACAGUUGUACCUGUAGCGUAUGCAUGCCACUCUGAAACGGCGGCAUCAACCUCGCAUCUAGGUAGUUGCGGCGCUACUGCUGUUACGAGCAGAUAAGAUGCUGGACUUUGGGGUUUAAGAAUGCGUUUAAGCUGCCUGUCCUUUGUGGACCCGUCUUAGCAAGUCUCUGCGGAUGCGAUGACAAUGGAGCUUACCAGAAAUGCUAAGUGGCUGUUGAAUCUUCAACUCUGUAUCGUCAACCAGACUCCAUGCGUGCUUAAAUUUGUGGCAGAAAGCAUCGCAAGGAAGUUGAGAUGCUAAAGACAGCAACUAACUGCAUAUUUCAAUUCGAAAAGGAUUUCUGUGCAUGCCUUCUCCGAU